AUGUCGCGAAAAUUUCCAGGAAUUCCAAGUGGCGAUUUCUCUUCUGAGGCCACCAUUCACGAACCUAUGACGUCACAAACGAAGUGUUUCCGGAAGUGCUACGUUGCCUGUUUCGUCUUCUCGGAUGGCGUGUAUUUUGUUUGGCUUGUCCGGUUCUAUCCUCUACCUCCGCGACCGUCUUCCAGUCCUCUCUUCCGCGGACACUUCCGCACUCCGCGAGCAGCUGCUCACUGUGCUUUCGUCAGCUUUUUCUUAAGAUCACUGUUCCCUGCGUCUACUGAAAAACUUCACGUUACUGUUGUUUAUGUGGAUAUUUUUAGGAGCAAAAUUCGAGGAAUUUUGGCUCCGGACUCCGAUUAUUUCUUAAAUAUGAAACAGUUGACUUCUUGUCAUCGUAAACCUUAA
Molecule: messenger RNA, 405 nt
Organism: Necator americanus (New World hookworm)
Lineage: Eukaryota; Metazoa; Nematoda; Chromadorea; Rhabditida; Ancylostomatidae
Exons: 1
Coding region: 1-405 (134 amino acids)
Source: RefSeq, a predicted model, not a curated record